Scylla paramamosain (green mud crab) is the source of this 3642-nucleotide messenger RNA. RefSeq names its product 2-hydroxyacyl-CoA lyase 2-like. Gene Ontology annotation, biological process: L-valine biosynthetic process. Bases 237 to 2108 code for a protein of 623 amino acids. The record is from RefSeq and is a predicted model, not a curated record. Lineage: Eukaryota; Metazoa; Arthropoda; Malacostraca; Decapoda; Portunidae. The transcript has 14 exons. Gene Ontology annotation, molecular function: flavin adenine dinucleotide binding; acetolactate synthase activity; magnesium ion binding. Gene Ontology annotation, cellular component: acetolactate synthase complex.
GGACUGGUGUGGUGCCGUGGGCAGUUACCAGAUAGCGUUCCUUUCCCAUACUGCUUAUCUCCUUAUCACAGAUGGCAUGUUGAUCAGUGUGGCUUGGGGGCACCUUUGACUGGCGAGGCUCAGGGUCACUGGUCACUGCUGCCUCGCUCACUCAGCCCUCAGCCAGCCAGCCAGCAUCUCCCGGUAGUGGCCGCCUUCGCCUUGCCGCUGGUUGCUGUGAAGGACAGACCACCAAGAUGAAUGACUAUCUGAUGGAGUUGGUGGCAAUUUUCUGCACCACCACACUCUUUGGCAUGGGCAUUGCUGCUCUCCUCAAGAUCUUCAACCUUCCCUUCAUCUGGAUGCACCCAGUGGAAAAGGACAGCAAGCGUCACGGUGGGGAGUUGGUGGCCGAGGUGCUGAAGUCUCAUGGGGUGCGUCACAUCUUCACCCUGCCUGGGGGCCACAUCUCCCCCAUCCUGGUUGCUGCAGAGAAGCUCGGUAUCCAGAUUGUUGACACCCGUCAUGAGGCAGCAGCAGCAUUUGCAGCUGAUGCUGUGGCACGCAUGUCUGGGACAGUGGGUGUGGUGGCAGUCACAGCCGGCCCAGGGCUAACCAAUGCUGUCACUGCCAUCAAGAAUGCUCAGAUGGCACAAAGUCCUGUACUUCUCAUUGGAGGUGCCUCAGCAUCCAUACUGAAGGGCCGUGGUGCAUUGCAGGACAUAGAUCAGAUGUCACUCUUCAAGCCACUUUGUAAAUUAUGUGUCACAGUGACUUGUGUGAGGAAUAUUGUGCCAACAGUAUUGAGAGCACUGCAGGAGGCACAGUCUGGUACCCCUGGACCAGUGUUCAUUGAGUUCCCCAUUGACGUGCUGUAUCCUUACCACAUGGUGUCCAAGGAGAUAGGAGUGAAGCAGGGGGGCAAGUCUAUCAUGCAAAGAAUAGUCAACUGGUAUCUUGGCAACUAUCUGGACAAUCUGUUUGCUGGGGCGUGGGACCCUCAGGACACAAAGCCACUCAAGGUCAACAUUCCAUUUGUCUCUCCUGAUGUAGUGAAUCAGUGUGUGGAGAUUGUGUCCCGUAGCAAGAAGCCGGUGAUCCUGCUUGGGAGUCAGGCCACUCUCCCACCCACCCCUGUGGAGGACCUGCGUCGUUCCUUGGAGAACCUUGGCAUCCCUUGCUUCCUGGGAGGCAUGUCUCGGGGCCUGCUGGGACGGAAGAGUGCUAUACAGAUGAGGCAACGCAGGAGAGACGCUCUGAAGGAAGCUGACGUGAUUAUCCUUGCUGGCGCUGUGUGUGACUUCAGGUUGUCCUAUGGCCGAGUGUUGGGGCGGCAGGCCAAGAUCAUUGCCGUUAACAGGAACAAAGAGGAACUGUACAAGAAUUCAGACAUGUUCUGGAAGCCCAGCGUGGCAGUCCUGGGAGACGUGGGAACCUUCCUCAGAGAUCUUUCAGCAUGUCUUGCUGGUUAUCAGUGUGAUGCUGAGUGGCUGUCAACACUUAGGGAGAGGGAUGAGACAAAGGAGGUGGCCAAUGUGAAGAUGGCAGAAGAACCAACAGAAGUUCACCUAAAUCCCAUGAAGGUGUUCACUGAGCUGGAGGAACUGUUACCUUCCAAUGCAGUGCUGGUGGCUGAUGGAGGGGACUUUGUGGCCACUGCUGCCUACAUUCUAAGACCACGAGGCCCCUUGACGUGGCUUGACCCUGGAGCGUUUGGUACACUGGGAGUGGGUGGAGGGUUUGCGCUGGGUGCCAAGCUGUGCCGGCCAGAUUCAGAGAUCUGGAUCAUAUACGGAGAUGGGUCGCUGGGUUACUCCCUUGCAGAGUUUGACACGUACACACGGCACAAGACUCCAGUCAUUGCUCUGGUGGGCAAUGAUGCCGGAUGGACUCAGAUCGCCCGAGAGCAAAAGCCCAUGUUUGGCUCCAGUGUUGGCUGUGACCUGGCGCACUGCGACUACCACACAUCAGCAGAGGGACUUGGUGCUAAAGGCGUCCUCAUUGGCCGCAACGACGACAUCAAAAGUAAGCUAAAAGAAGUCCAGAAACUCCAUGCAGAAGGUCACUCUGUCCUGGUCAAUGUUCUGAUUGGCAGCACAAAGUUCAGGGAAGGCAGCAUAUCUGUCUAGCACAAAGUUCUCACGAUGCAUUACAUUGGCACAGGUUGAUGAGAAGUAUGUGAAGGCCAUUUAGAAGUUUUUGGCCUCACUCACAAAGUAUGCUGCCAGUAAAGCUCAUGUUCAUGGUGGAAUAAUAGUGCUUGAACAUUGGCAGACUGAGUGUACUGGAGUCAAGGUAGUGUUGAGAAGUGAUGUAUAAUGAUAUGCUACUCUUGUGACUUUUCUGGGUGAGCUGAGAACUUUUGAAUGACUUAAUAAGCACUGCUGCUGCAUCAAUAGGUAGUGGUGCCAUCAGUGUUUGUGUGAACAUCAGGGUAAUGAGACUUCUCUAGUGUCUGUUUAAACCAAUACGUAGCAAUAUUGAGUCUUCAACAUCAUAUAAAUCCAGUCCUGAAUUUUUUUCUCUGUGUGUAUGUGAGUGAAAUAUGAAAAAUCAGAAAGUAGUCAUUCAUUAUAGAUAGAAUUUAUUUUUUAUUUGUAAUUGUAAUUCCCUUCUUUAUGUGAAAAAAAGUAGCAUCUGAGAAUGGUUGUACAUUGUGCUGCACUUGGGCCUUAGUGUGCCUGGUCUUGGGAACACAUGCCCUGUAGCAGCACUGGAGGGGAGGUGGUGCUGUGUCUGGUGAACAACUCCCUCAGGGUCAUGGGAUGUGUAUGUUCCUUGCUCUCCUUGACUGCAGCUCUGUUGUGACUUCAUCCUGCUGCCUGGUUGUAUCAUAUCACAACUUUAGUGGUUUAGAUGCAAGUUCAGUACUUGUUCAGACUCAAAAACUUUAAUCUUGGGAAUGGUGUGUGGAUAGCAGGCAGGCAUAACUUUAAGUUUUCCUGGUUGCCUGUGUUACAAGAUCAUUUGAAAAAAAAAAAAAUCAAAUGGAAGUUUUUUCUAAUUCAGAUGUUGCUUGACACUGUAUAAGACUGUUUUUAGCAAAGUUGACAUCAUAAGGCUUUGACUAUAGCAUUUUAGCAAGACUUACAUAGAUAAACAAUUUUAUAUGAGUUGAAUUGAAGCUCUUAUGGUUGACUCUAAUACUCCAUUGCAAUCUACAUUGUAAAAUUUUAAUAUAUAUAUAUAUAUAUAUAUAUAUAUAUAUAUAUAUAUAUAUAUAUAUAUAUAUAUAUAUAUAUAUAUGUUUGUAUAUACAAGACUACAUAGAAAAGCCAACAUCACGUACAUCUCUGUGUGGGGGGUAGAGUAAAACAGCAGAUAAACUUAAUUGUUGGACUAUGGAUUGAGAUUCAUGUCCUUUCCUUCCCUGUCAAGAAGUUGCCCAAAAAACUGAUAACUGGUUGUACAAUAUAAAUUGAAAUGAAUAGAAAAACCUAUUUAUUCAUUACUUUUUCAUCAUAUUACAUUUAUUUUACAUGUUAGUUAUUUUUAGAGGAACAUUUAAGGUGAAUUUACCCAGAUGAGGUCCUGCAUAGACUGCCCACCACCCAAAGGUUGUACAGGGUAAGGCAACACUUCUCUGCCUUAAUGGGACAUGUAUGGCUUGCCAGAGACAUUUAUACAUAUACUCUGAAGUGAAUAAAUGUUUUGCAUAUUUUA